AUGUCAAUGCACAGCGUAGAGGGUGCUUUGUGUUCGUGUUCUAUGUGUAAGCUCACCUGCCACACUGCUUCGGUAUAUGCAAACCAGCGGAGGGCAUCAAAACACGUAAUGUUAGCCCGACCAUCCCCUUUCUACGCUGAAACGGGGGGACUUCCACCAGAGGUUCCACAACUGGCCCCACCCCCGGAGCGGCUCGUCGUGUGCCCGGUGUUCGAGGAAUACGGUUUCUGUCCGUUUGGCCGCAUUUGUUUUCUGCCUCACAGUGGAGAAAAAACGCCAUUAGUGGAGCGAAAAGGAACAAGUCGUGAGGAGUUAGAGCGUCUGCGGGAGAAGGCACGGUUGCAGGAGGAAGAAGAACUCUGGAGUUGCGACGUUUGCGGGUUCGAUGGCAUAGAUGAAAACACGCAGGGAAGGGUAGGAGAGAUGUAUUACUAUCGUAAUUGCCCCCGAUGUUCUCUUAUGUGUUACUUUCCACACAUAGCGUACUUGGUCGAUGCCAUCUUUGACGCCUCUGGUGAUGAUUACCAAAUCUUUAAAGAUGAAAUUGAUCGGUGUCGUAGGGAACUGCCGGACAUUUUGAAGGUGCCACUGACGUACGAGGCACACCGUAUUGCAUCAACGGCAUUCGCUUGGAGUCUCGUAUCUCCCAAACACGUGAAGGAUGCAUUGGAUGCUGCGUACAGGGCUCUUCCUGAGAUGAGUUGUAUUGUGAGUGUGGGAAGUGGCGUUGGGUACGUGGAACACAUUUUUAACCGUGUUGCCAAUGGCGUACCGGCGGCGCCAAGGGAUCCAGAUCCUGCUUUGGGCAUCUCUUCGUUUGAGGGUGUGCAUGCGUGCUUUUACCCCAAGAAAAAGCUUCCCAUAUACGCCUUUGACGAGGUUGCACUGAAUUGUCCUUACAGUGUGUGUGUGUCGCUCGGGGGACCCGUUGCUCUGCUCUCAUUGCAGUGUCCUACAAGUGUGCUACUACUCUCUUGGCCCCCAUUCGGCUCUCCCAAGGAGGAGCAGAGCUCCAUGGCGUUCGAAGCUUUGGAGUACUUCACACAAGCAGGUGGCAAGGUCGUCAUUUACAUUGGUGAUGUAGCUUCGACAGGUGACUGGCGUUUUCACGAACUCCUCUACACUCACUAUAAACUUGUGAAGGACUACACCGUUCGCAGAGAGGUGCGUCGCUGGAGCCCGCAAGAUAUGGGGCUUGUAUACGCUGGAAAUGAUACCAUUGGCGUGUACAAGUUAAGGAGUGAACGACUCCCUUCGCCACAAUGGCAGUGGGACGGGAGAUCCAGCUGA
Molecule: messenger RNA, 1290 nt
Organism: Trypanosoma brucei brucei TREU927
Lineage: Eukaryota; Euglenozoa; Kinetoplastea; Trypanosomatida; Trypanosomatidae
Exons: 1
Coding region: 1-1290 (429 amino acids)
Molecular function (GO): metal ion binding
Source: RefSeq, a predicted model, not a curated record